UGCACUUAAACAGGUAAGUUGCUUACUGCUACUUUGAAGAAAGGUAAACACAUUUCAUCUGAAGACCUGAAGACCUCGUAGCCUGAAAUUUCAUCAACAAGAAUUCCCUAAAAUUCUGCACUUCAUUCUUGGACCAUCAAUAGCAAUAACAUUGGAUAUUUAUUCAUAUUCCUUGGUGCAGUAUAUGUAGGGCAGUGCGAUAUGACAAGCUAGCACACCAAAAAUACAUUUAUCAUCAUAAUGAUGACAUUGUGCGUGAUGCCAUAAAGUGCUUUAUUCAAAGCGUUUCGAUUUAAUGGCUACAAAGAGCACAUUCGCAUUAUUCUAUGCACUGUUGGGGUGAAGUGUCUCGUUGCCGUGACUGAUGCUUUGACGUGCAGAUUUUAAAAGGACACAAUGUGGAAACCCAAAAUUGAAUGACCUUUAACCCUAACUGGUCUGGAUCGGCAUGAUUGUGGCUUGAAUAAUGCAGAACCUGCAGAAGAGCUUCACCUUCCAACUUCCAAUGGCUUUGUAACGAGCAAGAUUUGACAGAGACCAGAUCCUCCAGCUUGAGGUAAGUUUGCAAUUUUACAGCGCACGGCGGUUCUGUGACAGUAUGAGAAUCAUCUUCAAAUGAAAUGUCACAAUGAUUAUAUGAAGCAAGGGUGUGACAUUAUGGGGGCGGAGCCAAGGUCUGUCGUCGCUGAAUUUCGAAGACCUUUCUCUUCAAUUUAUUUCCUUUAACUUAAAAUUCGUAACAGAUGUUGGUUAAUCCUCCACAGGAGUGUGCUUUUUAAAUUUCAUGUGAACAUGUACAUUUCCAUUGAUUCUUAUCUCUUGAAAGGUGACGUUUUUGUGAUAUGACCACAAAUAUGUCAGAGACAGGUGAAAGCUUUAUACAAAUAAUACAACUAAGUACAGUGACUAUAAUUUCUGGUUAUUUAAGAUCAAUGGAUGGACAAGGAGACGGAGACCACAAUGGUCCAAAUCGCCACCAUAUUCAUAUUCCAACUGAAGAUCAACCACCAAAUGGAGACAAUAAUGACAUGGAAUUUAUCUUCCUCUUGCAUUUUAUCAUAAAUCAUCAUAUGAGGGUCUUUAGACAAAACCAAAUUGGAUUUGUCAAUGAAAACAUUGUGAAUGUCCAUAUUGAAAAUCACGCAGCUCAUAUUCACCAGGUGAUUGAAGAGAAUGAAGAAAAUGAAGAUGAAUUGGACAAUGAUUUUGCAGAUGAGGUUCAGAUGGUCGUCAACCAGGUUAUAGAGGCAGGAGAAGAAGAAGAAGAAGAAGAAGAAGAAGAAGAAGAAGAAGAACAACAACAACAACAACAAGAACAACAAGAAGAAGAACAACAAGAAGAAGAAGAACCUCAGCCAGGACCAUCAAGAUACAGAUCGAGAGAUGACACUGAACAGGAUGAGGAAACGAGAAUUAGGAAAUGUUCCAGGUGGUGGCAUGAGUUUGACAACACUUCUGACAGCAGUGUGGACCUAGACAAUGACGAAGAACCUCUGCUCGUUAGAUAUGAGGGAAGGUCAAGAGAUCGUUUGGAUUCAGCCGAUACUGAAUCGGUUAAAUGUGUCCAUGAACUUGUUAAAAACUGUAGCGAUCUAGCCGAGGAAAGGGGUGGGUCCGCGGAGGGCGCAGACCUCAGUGGGCAAGAGGGAAAGAAAAACUCUCUGCCUGGACCAUCGCGGACUCGCUCGACAGAUGAGGCUGGAAACCAGUUUGAGACAACAGGCCACAAAUAUUUCCAGUGGUGGCUUGGAGUUGAAGAUACUGACUUAGAUGUCGGUGAAAACCCUGCGCCUGGUGAUUCUGAAAAUAAGUCAAGAGAUGACUUGAAGUCAGGAGAUGAAAGGAGAGAGAAUGAUUUCAGAUCGCUGGACGACGUUUCAUCGAUGCCUAAUUGUGUCCAUCAGGUGGCACGAAGCAUUCAAGAUAUUGAUCUGGCUGAGGAGGGGCAAGCUUCCGUGGAGGACGGAAGUUGCAGUGCACAAGAGGCAGAAGAACAUUCAGGAGCAUCAAAGAUGAGCUCGAGGAAAAUCGUCAUGCCAAAGGGGGGAGCUUCCAAGGAGGCCGAAAGUGUGAGUGAUCGAGAGGCGAUGGAUGACCUGCUCCCGGCGGAGUGGUGGACAGAAAACAGUGGCUAAGGAAGAUAGAGGUAGAAUAAAAGGAGUUUCACUACUUCAGGACAGUCAACAGCACUUCCAAGCUGCCACUUGAGUCUAAAGGAUUCUUUGAUAGAGAUUAGACCUUGUGGAGAUGAGGUCAAGGCAUUUCAUCAUGCAGCACAAGGUGCCAUUGUGACUGCGAGAGGUGUUCAGACUGGGACGCUAAUCAUUUAAGAUUAAAAGAGGCCGGACCUUGUCGCGCUGCGUUAUUAUACAGCAAAGACGACGAGGGCUGCGACUGAUAGUCCAUGUGUUCGGGUCCCGAUUCUUUAUCCAUUGUAGAUCAAUGUUUUAUACGUCAGUCACUUUUGUAGCAAUCUAAUCAAUAGAGAAUGCUUACUCACAUAUUUUUGUGAUUUCAAAUGUAGCCCUUUAUCGGGCAACGCGCCAUUUUUGGGUAAAUAAACUGGGUGUUAAAAAUGGAACCUGCACACUUCACCAUGAGGAAGAAGGAUUUCAAUGAAGAACUAUGCUGAGAAUAAUGUAAAUGAUCAAAUAAUAAUGAAAACUUAUAAAGAAAUAUCUCUAAAAGUCUCAGCAUUUGAAUGCACUACGACGACUGUCUAUGGUUGAUAUUUGGAGUCGGUUCUAACAAUGAAACUACAAAUCGCCGGAGUUUGAUCACAAUAACGCACAUUAUAUCUCCCCGUGCAUGGUCAGCUAUCAAAACAACACACGAAAUUCGGAUAUGUGAAGGCAUAAAUUGAUUUAUUCCAAUAAAUUUGAAGGAUACAAAUUUGUGACAACCGAGAACAUUCAAGCCGCUAUUGUGUUGGUACAGUUUUGGAGACCAGUGUUCGUUGUCAUGACUGCAAAGAUUUUUAA
Molecule: messenger RNA, 2981 nt
Organism: Phyllopteryx taeniolatus (common seadragon)
Lineage: Eukaryota; Metazoa; Chordata; Actinopteri; Syngnathiformes; Syngnathidae
Exons: 3
Coding region: 843-2135 (430 amino acids)
Source: RefSeq, a predicted model, not a curated record